Molecule: messenger RNA, 4278 nt
Organism: Ictalurus punctatus (channel catfish)
Lineage: Eukaryota; Metazoa; Chordata; Actinopteri; Siluriformes; Ictaluridae
Gene: dok3
Product: docking protein 3
Exons: 5
Coding region: 1752-3128 (458 amino acids)
Biological process (GO): positive regulation of MAPK cascade; cell surface receptor protein tyrosine kinase signaling pathway
Cellular component (GO): cytoplasm
Source: RefSeq, a predicted model, not a curated record
GGCCAGUAUUGAUGCAGUUUUUCAUUCCAACCAAGCUGAAGCCACGUCUGAGUCUAGUGAAAGUGAAACUGAUUAAACAGGUGCGAUCAGCUGUGCCUCCUGCUUGAUUGGACUGAUUGGACUUGAUUGGACCUGCACCCACACCAGCCCUUUGCGGAUAACAUUGGACACCUGUGGCAUACAUGUUUUGAACCCCCUCCAGAAUUAACGGACACCCUGGAAACCCCACCCCCUUCCACCAUCUAACCUUCAGUAAUCCUCUCGUCUCUGCUCAGUUUUCCUGUUUGAAAGAUGCACUGACUAGGCAUCAUCGCUUUCUGUCAAGAAAAAUAUAAAUGGAGAAUGUUUUGAGUUUGUUAAUGUUAUAUAGCUACCAUUGGUUAACUUGGUAUUAGGAAAAGUUUCAGCCGAAAGAGUACACACACAAUCAUUUACACCUAGGGGCACUGUAUUAUAUCAAAUCAAUCUUAUUUUUGGGAAGGGUGUGUAAGAUCACUUUUUCUCACAUACACAUGGUGUGAAAAAACACUAUAAAAAUAGACAUGUACAUAAGACAUAUGUGUGACCAAAAAAAACAAAAAACAAAAAAAACCCCCACAAAACAGCUCGCAGGUUUAAUCCUUUUUCUGGACUUGAUAUUUUUGAACAGAUUUUCCAUUGUAAUUUUACAUUAACAUUAGAUUUUUCCAUUAAACUCUAUACUGAGUUGCCAGUUUAUUAGGUACACAAUGAGUCCAAGGUUUUUAAAAUCAAAUUGAUAAUUAUUAACGGUAUUAUUAAAUGUUUUUUGACUUGAGAAACGAAAGGAACUAUUUGUUAAAUGGAAAAAUCUAGAUCUAAAUGUCAUCUUUAGCACUCUAGUUAAGUCAAACCACAAAUGUUUUAUAGUUUACACUACUUUAAGAAAUCUGAGAGCGAGCAGUUAAUAACGUCCACAAAAGGUUCGCUUUCAUAAUUUAAUUGCUAUUAUUCUGUAUCAGUCUGUGAUCGCCAACUAACUUGUUUUGCAGACAUGCAUCGAUCUGUAAGUCUGUUUUACUCCAAAGCACAUUUUUUAAGCCUGUAUCUGUAAUCUGUAGCCAGUAUAGCAUAUAUUGUGAAUGGAGUAGAACAUUAGACACUUGUCAACAUGUGCAUAGCAACAGAUACAGCUACAAGGUGUCCUAUAUAAGUAGCCCCUGAUGAAAAAAACAAUAGAAACCAUCAUAGAAAUUCUAAUGGUGUCCAAUGCAAAUACCAUUACAAACCAUCAGCUAACCAUUAAAACCAUGACCAUUAUUGGUUCUUAAUGGUAUCCACUACAUAACAUGCCACCAAUAGAAGGCAACAAGUUACCAGUCAAGACCCACAGGGACCAUUACAGUUCCAUUAAAACCGGUAGAAUUCCCCAUAUAACCAUUAUUACACUUACACAUUAUUACCACUAUUACAAAUUCUAUGAGGCUUUCUAUAGUUUCUUUCAGCAGGGGCAUGUGUUGAAAGUGUAGUUACACAUACAUGUAUUUUACAAAACUUGCACCUCGAUGUAAAAUGAUACGUUACAAAACAUUACUUCUGUAUAUGUUUCCUGCCACUUGAAAAUAGAUCUGGUUAUGAUUGAUAUCUUGCUUAGAAACACCCUGGUGGCAAAUGGCGCAACAUGCAUGCGGAAAUUCACAUGAAAUUUUUUGGCCGCUGGUUGGUAACAUGCUCUUUAGUUCCCCUCAGCUUUAGCGUGAGAAGAAGAGCUGAAGGAUCUGCACUGAAGCUGCAUGAUGGAUAUAUUAGUGAAAGAAGGCUCGCUGUUUUUACAGGGAGUCAAAUUUGGAAAGAAGAUCUGGAGGAAGAUCUGGGUGAUGGUGUUUAAGCCCAGCCAGGUGGGAAUCGGUCGCAUUGAGAUGUACGACGUGCGGGAAGGCACGGGCGUGUCGGCGAAGCUUGCCAUUCUGAAGAAAACUGAGAAGCGGGUGAUCCGGCUGGCGGAUUGCCUCAGCGUGACGCCUGCGCUGGGUGAAAGCUGCCCGGCAGGCUGCACCGUCUUUUACCUCAACACAGCUCAGCGCAUCUACACGCUGGCAGCGCCGACGCAGGAUGAGUGGGUACCUGCCCUCUGCUCUCUGGCAUUUCAGUGGAACGAGGGUUGUGGUGAAGCCAGGGGAGUGCGAGAAGAUGGUGAUGAUGUUGAUGCACCCAUGACAGAGAAUGACAUCUACUCGUCUUUGAGUCCAGGUCAGUUCCAGGUGACGGUGGCAAGCUCAGAGGCAUCCAUGCGCUGCUGCAUGUUUGGAUCAUACCUGCUGUCCCCUGAGAAAGAGUCCCUGUGUCUGCUGAACAUGAAGACGGGCCAUGUAGCAUUCUGCUGGCCGUAUCGCUUUCUCCGCAGAUUUGGCCUGGUCAAGGAAGGACUAACUAUCGAGGCUGGCCGUCGUUGCCAAACAGGAGAGGGCCUCUUCAUUUUCCUCUCCAAGCAGGGGCCACAGAUCUAUCAGGCUAUCGAGGAGGCCAUCAUGCAUCAAAGUGUGCAAGACUUGCUGUCCAAAGCUACUGCUCUGCCGCAAGACAAUACGGACCACCUACCAGUGCAGACAGCCAGUCCAGCACCUCCAAAAAUAAGCAUCUCCCGAAGAAACCUUGCUCUUCCUGCAGUCCCCAGCACGAAACCCCCUGUCAUAAGCCCUGAACCUGAAUGUGAUCAAGCGGUGUAUGCCAAGGUGAAACCUCUGCCCAAACCAAGAAAGAUACCGGCACCUCCACCUUUGCCGGUGUCCAAACUAAUGGCUGUGCCAGAGACAGAGACAAAGCCGCAAGAUUUGGACAUUAGUGACAAGGAACUUGACUGUGCGUCCUGUGACUGGAACCAGAAAGCCCAGUUGAGGCAGGACAGUUCUGACAGUCAGCUGUACAGCACAGUUAGACCUCUGCUACAUACCAGAAGAAAACCCGACAUAGAUACCAACCAAGAGAAUCCUAUAAGCAGCCAACAGCCUCCCGUAUUUGGCUACAAAGAAGUCCCGGUCAACUUCAAACAAAUGCUAUCCAAUGUUCUCUUCAAAGACGUGACCAGAAUCGUACCAUCUCCUACGCCCAAAUCAUACAGAGAGAGCUCAGAUCUCUUGGAUGAACCGGAAUACUAUGAGAUCCAGAAAUGAGAGAACCACUAUUAAAAGCAACCCAAACCUAGUGUUUUUGAAAGUUUUGAAGCAACCUGGAUCUGAUUUCCCAGCUUGUAAAGGUUUCGUGCAAAAAUGCUUUUUCUAUCAGGUCUCAAUUUGAUUUAUCUGGUACCAAUGGAAGGAUGGUAUGAAGGAGCUUGAAAUAGUGCAGACUGAUGAUUGAUAAAACACUAUCGUGACAGAACUGUCCUGAUAAUGUCUCUGACUACCAGACACAGCUGUGCUCUGUAGUGUAGUGACUGUAGGUCAAAGUUUCAUUCGCUGUUAGUCUAAAUGAAAAAGUUUAUACAUUCCUUAUGAUAACAACAUAAAAUCCACCAUUGUAAAGCUAUACUCACGUUCAGGUAUUUGACAAAAAACGCAUUCCUAUGUGUUUAGAGCUGAUCAGUUUCUCAAAACUGAUGUGAAUGAUCAAACAGUACCUAAGUCCAUCUUUAAUUGGCUGAUGUAAGUAUGCAUCAGUGUAUGAUAUGGCCAGAUAUGGACUGUGUUUCAUUGUCAUUGAAAUGAAUGGUUUGUGAGUAAGUUUGUCAGAAGAUAUUUAUUGCACUCUGCCUGAUAAAAUAGCUUCUGAGUGUUGCUGUAUUAAAGUCUUGGCACCCCUAGCUCUGCUUGGGUCGCUUGCUAUUACUUCUGUUGGCCAACAAACUUGCUGUAUUGCUCUUGUGAUUCACCCUAUUAUGGAAACAACCAACUGAGCCAAGAACAUCUGAAUGUACAAUAAGUCAUAUGUUGUUUUUAAAAAAUAUAUCAUAUCAAAGAAAAUGAACAUUUUGAGUAGUACUAUAUUAACUAUGCUCAUUACUAGUUAUCACAAAAGAUUGACAAAUUGACUUGACAAAUUGUGCAACAGGUACUUUCGGUUCCAAGAAGUGACCGAUUGACCCCAAACUCAAGGAACGCUCUUUCCGUAAUUACCAUGAUUAGAUCUAGAGCCUUCCUUUGCACUAUCUAUACAGUAACUGCAAUAAAAUUGAAAAUAUGUAAAGAAAAUUAUUUAAGGUUAUCUAAACAUGAUGAGUGUGUCAGAAGAUAUACACAUAAUGUAACAAUAUAUAAUAUCUGUAUAUUUGAUUUUAAUCAUAACAGAAUGUUAAUGGUGUAUACAUUAAAACAGUAAAUGUUA